Messenger RNA from Vidua macroura (Pin-tailed whydah), 1276 nucleotides. RefSeq lists its product as uncharacterized. Gene Ontology annotation, molecular function: protein dimerization activity. The transcript is spliced from 9 exons. The coding region runs from base 1 to 1179 and encodes 392 amino acids. Lineage: Eukaryota; Metazoa; Chordata; Aves; Passeriformes; Viduidae. The record is from RefSeq and is a predicted model, not a curated record.
AUGUCCCUUAAGAACACCCCUCGCCAUGGUGUCCCAUGGACAGUGCCCCACAGGAACAGCCCCCUCACGGUGUCCCAUGGACAGUGUCCCACAGGAACAGCCCCCUCACGGUGUCCCAUGGACAGUGUCCCACAGGAACAGCCCCCUCACGGUGUCCCAUGGACAGUGCCCCACAGGAACAGCCCCCUCACGGUGUCCCAUGGACAGUGUCCCACAGGAACAGCCCCCUCACGGUGUCCCACAGCGCUCCCACCGCCUCAGCGCGAGGCCUUUUCCCAGCACGGAGCGCGGGCUGACAGCGCCCCCUGCCGGCUCGGCGCUCACCGCGACUCACCCACCGUCAAAGAGCGUGGCUCCCAGAGCAGCGUGUCCAUCACCAGGUGCAUGACCACAGGUGCCUGUGCCAACCACGGCAGUGUUCACCCAGCUGCGGCAGAGCUGGCACCACGCUCACACACACUCCUGCAAAUGGCCAGGACAGCCCUCACGCCGCCGCCCUUCCGCCCGGAGGCACGGCCCCGCUCGGGCCCCGAGCGCCGCGCCCGCCCGGCGGCGGCUCCCGCCGCUCCCCGCCCGGCGCGGAGCCGCUCCGCCCCCGCGGGCAGUGCGCAUGCAUGGGGCGGCCGCGCCGCCCUGAGUCACCGCUCCGCUCCUCGGCCGCUCCCCGGCAGCGGCAGCGGCAAGGCGGCCACCAUGAACCGCUUGGGGAAAAAAGCAAAUGAGACCCUCAUCGAGAUGGCUCUGUCGGCGGACGGUGACAUUGCGAUUCUCACCAAGUUCAAGCUGUCACAUUCAGAAGGGGAAGAAUGCAAUGGACCUGAAACUAUUUCAACUGCAGGAUCAGAAAUCCCGAGCAGCUCUGAGGGCCUAAACAGCACUGAGACUACUUUACUCAUCCCUGAACAUCAAGUGAUUGAUAAAAGACAUCAAAGCAAAGAUUCUAUUUUCUUCAGGGAUGGUGUCAGGAGAAUUGAUUUUGUUCUCUCCUAUGUGGAUGAUCUUAAUAAGGAAUGGGAAAAAAAGUUGGAAAGGAGAAAAGAAUUUGAGAGCAACCUGCAAAAGGCUGGUUUGGAGCUAGAAACAGAAGACAAGAAGGAAUCUGAAGAUGGCAAGAAUUUUUGUGAAGAUCCAUGCACCGUGGGAGGUUCUGAUCACAUAUGCAGAAGUGCUGAACAUUAAAGUUCCCAUCAAGGAAAAUGACAUUCCCCCCAUGGUAGAGAACCCCCUGGACUGUGUGCUUUUCCCACUGAGGCUGCCCGAGAAGGUGAUGCACCCU